AGAAGCUUGACAAGUUGUGAUCGUUCUUAUUCAGCAUUGUAAAUAUGGACAACCACGAGGGGAAAACCAUUGACCGCUUGAUGGAUGGAGCACUGGUCACAUGGAUUCGAACCUUUGAGCAAAAUCGGGCAUUUGAAUAUGGACCAUUAUCUCCUAUCAGAGAUCCAGUUAGAGAGUUUAUGCAAUUGACAGGAGGUGGAACGCUUCACUACAUCAUGAGUUUUGUUGAUUCACGCCCAUACCAUGGAAAUGUGGAUCUGCGCAGCCUCAUAUUGAGACUACGAUCAUACUACCAGGAUGAGCUCCAUCAGAUGAUCUUGAUGCCACUUCCAGAUGCACACCUUAUAGUCCAGGAUCCAGUGUCUGAUGUUUCCGUGCAAGAAAUGGAAAAGAUUAUUUCCCUUAUAUUAGGAGCCGCUGUUCAGGGUGAAGGGCGAGAAGAAAUAAUCGGUACAAUCCGGAGUCUUGGUCUAGAUUUCCAGACAAAGCUAGCUGAAAAAAUUCAGGAGAUUACACAGGAUACUCAGAAGAUAUUGUCUUUGCCUGGGUCAGAACUGUCUGACCUCUCUCCCUCUGACCUAGAAGAACUGGUCCAUGUGCUCUCUGCUCACCUGAGAGAUAUCCUGAAGCAGAGGGAUGAUGCUCUGGAGCGGCUGUCCAUAAUGCGAUGUGACCAGCAAACCAGGCUCAGUGAUACCAAGUUACAAGGUGUAUCCCAGACAGUUAUAUCUGAUCCUAAUUCUUGGCAGAAUCACUCUCUUCACAUUGCUGAUCUACAGAGCAAACUUCGUCGCGUGCGUCAAGAGCUGGAGGAAAAGUCUGAGGAAUUACUGGACAGUCAGCAGCAGGUGCAGUUAGUGGAGGUGGAGCUGAGAAAACUACAUCAGCAGGUUCGGGAGUUUUCGCAAAUGGCUGCGCUUUCUCGUAGUUACCGUGAUGAGCUUGAUGCAUUAAGAGAGCGAUCACGACGUUCUGAGACACAAGUGGGCACUCUCACAGAAAGACUACGCACUAUGGACUUUUAUCAGCGUUCCCUUCAGGAGGAGAAAGAGUUCUCUAGGAGUUUGUUGGAAGAUAAAGAGGUGUUAGAACAUCAACUAGCUGCUGAAAGAGAACGUUCUGAAAGACUGCGCAUGUGUGAGAGAGAAAAGCACUCACUAGAAGAGAGACUCAAACGGUUAGAAAUGGAAAGAGAUGCAGAGUGUCAGCGAACGCAAUGUUUACUCCAAGACAAUCUAACUCUGGCAGAGGAGAUUCGAGAACUUAGGCAAGAGGCACCUCAAGACUGGUAUAGAGCUUAUGAGGCGGAUACAGAGGCUGUCUCAAAGGGGGAGAGAGAACGCUUGACUAGCAGAGAGCAAGCCUGGGUCAAGCAAGAGCCAGAAACAGAAGUUUUAGAUCUGAGCUCAGAAUUAUCUCAGGCACUGCUGCGACUGGAGAAAGAAAAUCAGAUCCUAAGAGAAAGGUUGCAGUCACUGACAGGAGGAAAUGCAGAAAUUGAAAACAUGAUUCAAUAUCAUACAGGGCCAGAGGGGCUCAUGGCCCAGGUCUUGGAAAGAAAACAAGCCUUAUGUAUCCGAGAGGAACCAGAAGGUGGCAGUUUAGUGGAUAAAGAUCUUCAACACAGUGAUGGAGAUAUAAACCAAAAAGAAAGAGCGAUUCCCAAAGAUGUAUUUGUAGAAAAGCAAUCACACAAAACUGAUGAAAAACAUUGUGCAAGAAGAGACACCAAACUAUCAAAUGUAAAUCUGGAAACCAACACAAAGGAGAACAUUACAAAAAAUAAAUAUGAACACAAUGUACAGCUGUUUGAAAAGCAACUGGAAGAAAGCACAAUAGAUGAUCAGAAUUCUGAGGAUAUCCAAUCCUUGAAAACACAACCCAAACUGCGUACUGUAGAGCAGGAGUCACUAAAGUUACAACUGGAAUUGAAUACUGAAGAGGUGCAGAAGUUAAAAACACAACUGGAGCUAAGCAAUGGAGAGGUGAAGUCACUACUAACUCAGCUAGACCAGACUAAUAAAGACAAUCAAUCUUUAAGAACACAGUUGGAAAAUAAAUCAGAAGAGAUGCAAAUACUAAAGACACAAUUAGAAUCAAGCAUUGGAGAGAUUCAGUCAUUAAAUACCCAACUGAAAUUGAGUUUAAAUGACGUUCAGUCUGCAAAGAAACAAUCAGAACAAAAAACUGAAGACAUUCUGUCAUUAAAGGCAGAGCUGGAACUAAGUAAUGGAGAGGUGCAGUCACUGAAGACACAGUUGGAAUUGAGUACUAGUGAAAUGCAUUCGCUAAAGACACAAGUUGAGUUCAGUGCUAUAGAGUUGCAGUCAUUAAAAGCGCAAUCUGAACUUAAUGCUCAGGAGAUACUAUCCCUGAAGACACAACUGGAGUUAAGCACUCGAGAGGUGCAGCCACUGAAGACACAGCUGGAACUAAGCGCUCAAGAGAUGCACUCACUGAAUACACAGUUGGGGUUAAGUUCUAGAGAGGUACAGUCUUUAAGUAACAAAAUAGAACUGAGUGUGCAUGAGAUACAGACACUUAGAAAACAGAUGCAGGAGAAAGAAAUCGAAAAUUCUGUUUUUCAGAAACAUGUUCAAGAGACAUCUUUAGAGAAUCAGUUAUUAAAGAAGCAGAUAUCUGACAUGAAAGAAUCACAUUCAUUAAAACAGCACCUUCAAGAGAGUUCUGAGGAGAUGCUCUCUAUAAAAAAGCAAUUAGAAGCCAGCACAAGAGAUAUGCAAUCUAUAAAGCUGCAUCUUCAAGAAAGAGAGGACCACUCCAUGAACAAGCAGUGUGAAGAUAGUACAAUGGAAGUUGAGACUUUAAGAAGGUGCAUUGAAGAGAAAACUAAAGAGGUACAAACUUUCAGAAGUAGCUUGCAACAAAGAGAAGAAGUAGAGCAGUUAUUAAAGAAACAACUGGAAGAGAGAUCAGGGGAAAUACAACUACUUAGGAAAAACUUGGAAAAUAGAGAAGAAUUAGAACAGCUUGUAAAGAGACAGCUAGAAGAGAGAACAGUUGAAGUACAAACUUUAAAGAAAGGCUUGGAAAAAAGAGAGAAAACAGAACAUUUUCUAAAGAAGCAGUUAGAUGAGAGAACUAAAGAGGUACAGGAACUGAAGCGAAGCUUGGAAAAAAAAGAGCAUGUAGAAAAGUUACUGGAAAGGCAAAUGGAAGAAAAGAAAGAAGAAGUUCAAAUGCUCAAAAGAAGUCUGGAAAAAGGAGAAGAAAUAGAAGGGCUUCUAAAAAAUCAACUGGAAGUGAGGACUAAGGAGGCUCAAGAGCUCAAAGAAAACCUGGCAAAAUUGGAAGAAAGAGAGCAGAUAGCAAAGAGGCAAUUGGUAGAGAAAACAGUUGAGGUGCAAGAACUCAAGCAAUGCAUGACAAAAAGAGAAGAUUUGGAGCAGCUAAUGAAAAGGCAGCUUGAAGAGAGAACAGGAGAAGUUCAGGAACUCAAGAGAAACCUGGAGAAGAUAGAGGGCAUAGAGCAGUUGGUGAAAAGGCAACUGGAAGAAAGUGCUGUUACCAUCCACUUUCUUCAGAAACAAUUGCAAGAAACUACCAGUGAAGAACAGUUACUAAAAAGACAGCAGGAGGAGAAUGAAAGAGAAAGGCAAUCUCAAUACAGAGAACUAGAAGAAAAUUCAGAGAAAAUUAUGUCCAUGCAGAGACAGCUACAGGAGAAAGAUUCAGCAAUACAAUUGUUAAAGAGACAGUUUAUAGACCUAGAAGAAAAAUACUUACAACAACAAAUAAAAGAGCAUGCCGUCGAAAAUAAUGAUCUGCAAGUUCUAACAGGAGAGUCAGUUUCACUUAAGCAACAACUCAAUGAUAUGUCUGAGCAAACAGAGAGUCUCAAUUGCCAAAUUCAGAUUGCAGCCGAGAAAGAAGAAAGCUUACUACGAAAGAUUAGAAAUAGUGAAGCUGACAUACAUUCUCUUCAGACACAGCUUCAGGAUAGAGAGGAAGAAAUUCAGUCACUGAGGAGAAAGCUAAAUGAGAGUGCUGGAAAACAGCAGUUCCUACACAGAAAACUAGAAGAGAGUGACUGGGAGUUGCAAUUGCUAAAAAGACAUCUGGAAGAAAAUGAUGGAAGAAGAAAAGUCCAGCUGAGGCAGCUUGAAGAAGAUGCAAAAGAAAGACAGAUAUGCCAAAUAAAACUGCAAGAGAAUGCUGAAGAAAUACAAGCCCUGAAAAUACAGCUGAAAGAAAAGGAAACUUCUGAAACUGCACUAAACAAACAGAUUCAGGAGAGGUCAGAAGAAAUUGAUUCCUUGAAGAAUCAGCUUCAAAAAUGUUUAGAGGAAACUGAGUCGCAAAAAAGAUAUCUGGAAGAGAGAAGCGGGGAGAACUUUUUGCUUCACAGACGCUUGGAGGAAAGGGAACAGUUACUAAAGAGACAGCUGGAGGAGAACAGUGCAGAACUUCAGUUCCUCAGGCGACAGUUGAAAGAGUUUUCUGAGCAGGAGCACUCAUGGAAAAUCCAACUUGAAGAACAUGAAAGAGAGAACCUGUCUUUGAAAAGGCAAUUGGAUGAGAGCAAUCACCAGUCAAUGGAGAGAAGUUUAAAUGGCAGUGCACAGAACCAGCUCCUUAAGAAGCAGUUGGAUGAGAUAAUUAGAAACAAUGAAUUCCUUUCAGAACAAAUUAAUGAAAAAAAUGAGCAGCUGAAGAAUACAAAGUCACCUCAACAGGUGCUGCAGAAAAAUGAACAAACUCAAUGUUUCCUCGAGCAGCUUCAAGUGAGCACUAAAGAAGCAGAAAGUUCCCAGAGGCAAGUUCAAGAAAAAGAAGUAGAAAUACAAACACUAAAGAAACAGCUAGAAGAUUGUACAGGAAAGCAGCAAGCCUUGAUAAAAGAGCUCAAAGAGAAAGAGAUAUCUGAGCAGUCGCUAACGGUUAAACUGGAUGAAAGCAUUAAGCUGACAGAACUUCUGCAGAGACAACUAUAUGAAAGUUCUGAAGAUGUUCAGUCUCUUGGAAGACAAGUAGAACAUAGAAGUGGAGAAAAGACAACCCACAAGAGAAAAAUGGAAAACAAAACAGCGACUUCUGAUUUCAAUGCAGAACCAAGAAAAAAACACCAAGAGGAAUCCUCCAGAAACUUGCAUGUACAAGAAAUCCAACUGUGUGAUGGUGAAAAGGAAAAUAUAUCAAUUAGACAAGUAAAUACAAGCAAUGUUUCUGCAUUGUCCGAUUCUUCUUCUAAUCUGAAAUCUUUGUGGACCACAAGUUCUGUUCUAGUGCUUCCUCCAUCUACUUCAGUAGCAUCACCAGCCACUGAAUCUGUCCUUGCCUUUCCUUUAUCGCCAACAGCAACUGUGUCACUACAAUCGCCUGUAUCUAGUACAACACCUCUUCAAACUUCUGCAUCUGAUACUUCCGAUUCUCUAUCUCCAUUAAAACCUGUCACUGAACCUUUUCUUACUGCUACUGAGUCCCCUCUGUCAUUGCUUCUGUUGGAAUUGCAUGGUGUGCGCAGAGAGAGGUCAGAACUACAGGGACGUUAUGACUCCAUCCUCAGAGAUCUGCAGAGACAAGAAGGAGAGCUAGAACGUAUGCAGAGAGAGUUGCGCAAAGGCCGAAGUGCUGUGAGACUGCUGAAGCAAGAACAACGAGAGCUACAAGACAGGUUUUCUCAGCUUUCUAUAGAAAAGGAGCAGACACAGCAGGAGCAUCAACGAAAACUGCAAGAGCAAAAGGACAAGGUGCAAGAACUACAAGUUGAAAACCAUAAGCUUCAGGAAGACCAAAAUAGGUUGCAAGAGGAACUUUCACACUUGGAGAAGAUUUCUAAUGAAAAGGCAUUAGAGCGGAGAGAACUUAAGAGAGAGCUAGGAGCUGUCCGAAGGGAGCGUGAGCAACUUGAAAGAGAGCGUAUGGAACUGAAAGAGUCUAAACAGCGAAUCGAGAUCAGUAACACAGUGCUAACUGAGCAGUGUCAGGUAUUAUCCCAGGUGAAAUUGUCUCUUCAAGAUCAGAAUACUAUUUUGCUGUCUCAGAUUAACUCUUUAACACAUGGUAACCGCGAGUUAUUAGAGCGCAGUCUGGAGAGUGGAGCUUUGAGACAAGAGGAGGAGAGGCAAUUCCGAGAGAAACUGACUGAGCUGAAGCAUGAAAAGCAAAAACUGCUUGAUAAGAUUAUGGACCAGUACCGAGUUUUGGAACCCGCUCCAGCAAUGCAAAGUCACAGGAGAGGUAACUGGAUUGCAGAUAAAAUGAAGAGGCUCCUGAAGACUAAGGACAAACCUUCAAAAGGACCUCUAGAAACACCUCGUUUACUUAACCCUCCUAAUGAGCCUGAGUUAGAGCCAGAAAGUCCUUCUAAAGGAAUUGACGUAACUCUCCGUCGCAGUAAAAGUUCUGUCAGUGUCAAUAGUCAUUCAUUCCAGAUGACACCCCCUCGGUUUCGCCAUGCUAAAUUAAGUUCCACUAUUCGAAGCACUGAAUCCUUCAAUGAUGCAGACCAUACUCCCCGUGAUAAAUUCCGUCUGAGGCGCAGGGCACAGGCUGUGGAGAGUGAAGGGGAGGACACGGCAUCUGAGGGACGGAGACAGAGUAAAGGAGAAGAGUCUACAGAGUAGAGAUUACCUGGUGGAACAAUUCACACCUAAGAAAG
Messenger RNA from Nanorana parkeri, 6622 nucleotides. It is a transcript of the gene CCDC88B, whose product is annotated as coiled-coil domain containing 88B. Gene Ontology annotation, biological process: cytoskeleton-dependent intracellular transport; cytoplasmic microtubule organization. The record is from RefSeq and is a predicted model, not a curated record. The transcript is spliced from 20 exons. Gene Ontology annotation, cellular component: cytoplasm; centrosome. Bases 45 to 6587 code for a protein of 2180 amino acids. Gene Ontology annotation, molecular function: dynein light intermediate chain binding; microtubule binding. NCBI's taxonomy places the organism in Eukaryota, Metazoa, Chordata, Amphibia, Anura, Dicroglossidae.